CUUGCCAUUGCUUGAUUUGCUUCUCUCUUAACUCCCUCCCCUCUCCUUCAGAAAGUGCAAUGGCGGUGAGUUCCAGGGGCGGGACGAUAGAGUCUGGGGUCGUUUCAAGGAAGUGGAAAGAGAGAGUAGAAAUAAGCCCCGAAAGAAACAAGGUCUGGGUUGAACCCAAGCCUCUCAACACCCUUGUUGAAAGAAAAGUUGCUGUUGUUUACUACUUAUCUAGAAAUGGUCAACUUCAACACCCUCAUUUCAUGCAAGUUCCUCUCUCUUCUAAUGCUGGACUUUAUCUCAAAGAUGUAAUCAAACGGCUAAACCUCCUACGAGGCAAAGGCAUGGCUAGUCUAUACUCUUGGUCCUCCAAACGGAGUUACAAAAACGGCUUCGUUUGGCAUGACUUAGCGGAGGACGAUUUCAUUUACCCAUCUCACGGCCAAGAAUACGUCCUCAAAGGAUCGGAGAUUCUCGACCACUCGAUUAAUCUACUCGAGUCUGAAAAGUUAGAGAAAGAUCAUGAUUUUCAGCCAAUCAGACGGCAGAGGGAUCCGUCUCGGAGUUCUAUUGAUCUCCCUGAGCACAAAUUUUUCACGGCUGAUUCAAGCUCCGACUCGCCUGGAAAACUCGCUGCCGACGCGUCGACUCAGACUGAUGACAAGAGGAGAAAACUGGUGGUUAAAGAACCGAAAAUUGAAACGCUACAAAGUCAAGAAUUGGAGCAGAAUCAAAGUACGGAGCUGAGAAGGGAAGAUAUUUCGCCGCCACGGCCGUCGGAUUCGAGCUCGGAGACAUUGGAAUCGUUGAUGAAAGCCGAUGCACGGCGGAGUUUGUGCGAGGGUGAUGGUAAAGAAGACAAUUUGAAUCGGAGCGGGAGAAUGAAAGCGUCGGCCGUUUUGAUGCAGUUGAUAUCAUGCGGUUCGGUCUCGAUCAAGGAAUUUGGGGGCGAAUCGGAGAGGGGUCAAGGGUUUUCAUUGACUGGGCACUACCAAUCGAGGCUGCCACGCGGAGCAGGGAAUCGUAACCAAAUGGGGAAAGAGCAUUUCAGUGGGAGCUUGAGUGAGACCAAGAGAGAAGGAGCUCCUGAUUUGAAAAGGAGCUCGGGGUUGCAGUUGGCAGAAAGGGAGACGAAGGCGAAAGCUGGCUCAACGAAGAAACAAGGCAAACAUGAUACAACAAAAUCAUCAUGAUUCGCAUAGAUAUCUGGAAACUUCUAGCUAUGCGAAUUGUAGUAGAUCUGUGGCUUUGUUGUAACAAAGCAGAGAAGAGAAUGACAAUGAAGAUAUCUAUUAGUUUUGACUCUGAUUUGAUAUUA
Molecule: messenger RNA, 1306 nt
Organism: Gossypium raimondii (Peruvian cotton)
Lineage: Eukaryota; Viridiplantae; Streptophyta; Magnoliopsida; Malvales; Malvaceae
Product: protein SOSEKI 5
Exons: 5
Coding region: 60-1181 (373 amino acids)
Source: RefSeq, a predicted model, not a curated record